Molecule: messenger RNA, 1164 nt
Organism: Vicia faba (fava bean)
Lineage: Eukaryota; Viridiplantae; Streptophyta; Magnoliopsida; Fabales; Fabaceae
Source: the annotation of a GenBank genome assembly
AUGGGUGUUCUUUCUCAGUACGCGAUUCCGUCAUGCUUCAUUCCUUCACUGUCGUGUGCAGCUUCAACGCUCCUUCGUUCUCGCCUCAGACCCACCAUUCGAUGCUGCACCACUCUAUCCUCUGCCUCUCCAGACACUCCAACACCUACCUCAACCUCUAUCAAGAAACGAGUUGCCUCCGGAGUUCAACCUACCGGCUCAAUUCACCUUGGCAAUUAUUUCGGCGCCAUCAAAAAUUGGGUUGCUCUUCAGGAUGUGUAUGAUACUCUUUACUUCAUUGUAGAUCUGCAUGCGAUUACAUUACCGCACGACAGACAACAAUUAUCUAAGGAUACGAAGUCAACUGCAGCCAUUUACCUGGCAUGUGGGAUAGAUCCUUCAAAGGCUUCAGUUUUUGUCCAGUCUCAUGUCCGUGCACAUGUAGAAUUGAUGUGGCUGCUAAGUUCCAUAACACCAAUCGGCUGGCUGAACAGAAUGAUACAGUUUAAAGAGAAGUCUCGCAAGGCGGGAGAUGAGGAAGUUGGGGUUGCUCUUUUGACUUAUCCUGUUCUGAUGGCUUCUGAUAUACUUCUAUAUCAGACCGAUUUUGUUCCUGUUGGUGAAGAUCAAAAGCAGCAUUUGGAGUUGACCCGUGACUUAGCUGAACGGGUUAAUAAUUUAUAUGGAGGAAGAAAGUGGAAAAAAUUAGGCGGGCGAGGUGGUGCUUUAUUUAAGGUUCCGGAGCCCCUUAUUCCUCCAACCGGAGCCCGGAUUAUGUCCCUAACUGAUGGUCUGUCAAAGAUGUCAAAGUCUGCACCUUCUGAUCAAUCCAGAAUUAAUAUUCUUGAUCCUAAAGAUCUUAUAGCGAACAAGAUCAAACGUUGCAAAACUGAUUCAUUUCCAAGCUUGGAAAUUGACAAUCCUGAGAGACCUGAAUGUAAUAAUCUUCUUUCCAUAUACCAGCUUGCUUCUGGAAAGACGAAAGAGGAAAUUGUGCAGGAAUGCCAAAACAUGAACUGGGGCACAUUCAAACCUCUUUUAACAGACGCCUUGAUUGACCAUUUGCAGCCCAAUUCAGGUUAUUUAGACCAAGUAUUAGGAGAAGGUGCUAGAAAUGCUGCAGAUAUAGCGGAUGCUACGCUUCAUAAUGUUUACCAAGCAAUGGGAUUUUCGAAGAGACAUUGA